Messenger RNA from Strongylocentrotus purpuratus (purple sea urchin), 3059 nucleotides. RefSeq lists its product as uncharacterized. Gene Ontology annotation, molecular function: protein binding. The transcript has 9 exons. Bases 114 to 1952 code for a protein of 612 amino acids. NCBI's taxonomy places the organism in Eukaryota, Metazoa, Echinodermata, Echinoidea, Camarodonta, Strongylocentrotidae. The record is from RefSeq and is a predicted model, not a curated record.
AAAUUGUUUUUGACUGAACCAGAGACAUGUUGAUUGCUGCUCAGAACCUGGUUCACACACCGGCUAACUGUCGUCCUUAUCUAAGCUAAUAUCGGAUAGGGGAUACAUUCAACAUGAAGAAGAUAAGUAGAAGCUUGACUUCUGUUGGGAAGAAAGAUCCGAUGACAUUAACUAAGAAGACUGGAGAUACAGACUCGAAUCCACAGCCUGUGUGCCUAAGUUUGUCCGACUUGCCUACCGACGAACGCACAUGCCUUCUCGCGCAUGUCGUCUGCGGGAGCACUCUGCCGAUAUCUGUUCGGAUCGCAAAGAAUUUUGCCGCUAAAGACGCAGCAAUUGCGCUGAAAAGUGGUGAAAUAUUGUUGCUCUGCUUCGUGAUAAAGCUGGAACAUGUACAUGCUACGGUCAAAAAGGCUGAAUACCGUCUGCCUCUUCACUGCACACAACUAUUCGAACCAUUGCCUAUAGAUCCUCUGCUGGAUGACAAAUACUACAAAGGCACCAAGGCGGUGAUCGAGGCAUCACCGCUACCUGAAACGAUACGAGUGGUGGAUGCUGAGUACUCCCCUGAUCCCAUGGCCGACCAGGAUGCUGGUGACAUCAUCAAAGUCCGACGAGUAGAGGUCCAAGAACAUCCCGAAAGGGGACGAGAGAGGGUUCUGGUAGGUUACGACUCUCGAGACAAGGAAGUCAACUUCUCAGAGGCAAUGGAUAUGGCAUCAUACAGCACCAUGAUCUCACAAGAUCUUUUGCCUUUAUCCGAGUUGGUCAAAUUCGACAUGCCCCAGCGAGUUCGCAUGCCAGAGGCCACUACCAACGACACUGUCGAACCAAAACGGAAUAAAGCCAAGGAGAAGGUCAUGAAGUUACAUCGCCUCUACACUGAUUACCAUGUCAUCGCUGCUCGAGGAAGGGAUGACGAUCUGCUCUCCAUACCGAUCAACUCCUCCAUCGAAUUCGAGGUCGUUAAUGCCACCCUGGAAGAUAUGGCUCGAGUCCUUCCCGCCAUUUUCAAUCGAACCAAUUCGACAUGGGGCGUGAGCGAUAUAACGCAACCGAGGAUGCCCGAUCCUCUGUGUGCUGUACCACAACCCAUAGAAGGUGUCUUCGAAGCUUGGGCAAAGAGCUAUGAAGGGAAGAAGAGGAUAAACCGAAAGUAUGAAGUCAAUGCCAACUAUAUGAAGAAGAAAAUCGAAGAAAGAGACAAAGAGAUCAGGCAAUUGAAGAAACAAAUAGAAUACCCGACUGCUUCUCCUCGUCCUGCGUUGACCAGUCGACCAACAUCUAUCCCGGGUGUCUUGCCACCUAGACCACCUCGGGACUAUCGCACACUUGAGCCUUCAAUGUUGACCUCCGCUAAAGCAGGCCUUAAUAAACCGAAGCCACUUCCAAGACCGAAACCCAAAUCUAGCCCAUACGAUACGCUUCCGAUAAAGAAGGAACCCGUCGAAGAUGAAGAAAAGAGCAAACUACAAGCCACGAUUCAACAACUCAAGACGGAACUGUUUGAAAAACAAAUGAAAAUAUUUGACCUCCUAAACGCCGAAGGAAAACAAAAGGAGCGAUAUGAGAUGCUUCGGAAAGAAAAAGAUGGGAUGCUAACAUCACGGGCAGCGGACCGCAAACAGAUUCUCCAACUUCAAACCGAGAUUGAUCGCAUGCACAGUAUACAGGAUGGUGCUCUGUACGAGGAGCUGGACGAGGUGGUAUCUCCUCCCUCACUCUAUUCCAAUCCAUACACAGGAAUGAAGGUCGACAAAAAGAUGACAAUACCAGAUGUAUGCGACUUUCUGCGCCAGAUUGGUCUAUCCGAGUACGUGGGAGUCUUUACCAGUGAGAAGAUAGAUGGAUUGAUGCUGCAACAUCUUGAUGAAGACAUCAUGACUAGUGAUCUCAGUAUGAGAAGACUUGAUGCACGUCGACUCGUAACUAAGAUGAAACAACUCAAAUAGAACAAUGACGAUGUAAAGAAUCGUGAAAUAGAAUGCUGCAUGUACAUAAUUAUACAAGUCGAAUCUGGCCCCGACCUUAGUUAUAGCCCCCCCCCCCCGGUUUAUUUCGUCAAGAGCAUGAAAUAGAAAUAGAAUUGUUAUCGCAAAAAAAAAAUUUUCCAUUUGAGUAUGGUUCCCAUUCACUUUUUUGUACAGUGGGACUUUCACAUUACCCUGUAAAACCAUGAGUUCUCCGAUGAAUUUUCAUUCAUUUACAAACUUCUUUCAAGGUUCAGGAUUUGUUAUUUUGGUGCCUUUGGUCUAUCAUUAAAUGUAUAAUGUAUUAUUAUGAUGAUCUCUGCAUCAAUGCAUCUGUUAUUUUGUUAAUGUGUAUAUUGUAUUAAUAUAUACUUUUGCUUGAAUGGAUUUAGAUGGAUUUAGUUCAAGUGGAUCAGAUGAGAUAAGCCGUGCUGGCGCGGUUAGAGUUUCAGCCAAUAACAUAGAGUCUGCGCUUACAUUCAAGAAAGUGUCACAUUUUUGUAAAUGAUUUCUCUAUAUGUAUAGCAAGUAUCUGAGCAAAAUAUAUAAUAGGACAAGCUAUUCUGCACUUGUGCCUAUAAAUAUGUUUCUAAUUGAGCGAGAAUAUUUCAGGUACGUUUUGUUUAUGUAUACUUAGAAUCAAUAUGUAUAUACUGAGGAAAUGUUUUCUGCUCUGUACAGGUUGGGAUUAUAUAUUAUCCAUGGAAACUUUGCAUAUCAUCCUCUUUUCUGGUUGUAAUACCGGAUAGGUUCAACCUGCACGAAGCCCUAUAUUAGCAGAUCGCAUAGACUGUCGAAAAUUAAAUUUUAGCAGCCAUGUUCAUCACUUCUUCAAAUAUGCCAACAUUUGAAUGACGUAGUCCGAGCAUGAUUUGUAUGGGUGUAUUAGUGUAUUAGUGUAAGGGACUUUCCCUUGAGUCGAUUUUUCGAAAGUCUUUACAAUCGUGUUUUGUUAUAUUAUGAAAGGUUAAGCUAGCUGUCAAUAAUUUGGGUGAAAUUUCAAGGUUCGUUCAUUUCUAUGCACACGGUCUCCUUUGUAAGAACUUAACAUUCACAAUGCGAUAUGACAAGUAUCAUAAUUAUAAUGAA